Diversispora eburnea is the source of this 939-nucleotide messenger RNA. Lineage: Eukaryota; Fungi; Glomeromycota; Glomeromycetes; Diversisporales; Diversisporaceae. The record is from the annotation of a GenBank genome assembly.
AUUUAUAACAUGACAAUAAUCGCAUUCAUUUCGCAAAAAGGAGGAGUAGGAAAAUCUACUCUUGCCCGUGCCGUAGCCGUAGAAGCCAGCAAACAAAAAUUAAACGUUCUAUUAGCUGAUUGCGACCCGCAACAGGCUACAAUAGAAGUAUUUCCCACAGUUCAACAGGGAUUAAGGGAAACCAAUAAGUAUGAUUUAACGAUUAUUGACGGACCAGCAAGAACUAGCCAUGCGACAUUAGAAAUAGCCCAAAAAGCCGAUUUAGUUAUUCAGCCGACAGGUGCUAGUCGAGACGAUUUAAUUCCCGCCGUAAAAGAAUUUAAUGCGUUAGUAAAAGCCGGAGUUAACAAAAAAAAGUUGAUAUUUGCUUUAACUCGCUUGUCUACUCCCAAGGAAGCCGAGGCCAUAAAAGAUUACUUAAAAGAUACUGGUUAUAAAUAUUCUGAAACUUACCUUUAUGAAAAAACUUCCUACAAACAAACCCAAAAUGAGGGAAGGAGCAUUACAGAAACUAAAUAUAAAAAGUUAGCCAAGCAGGCCAAAGACUUAAAAAAUAGACAUAUGCCAAAGGAAAUAUUAAGAUGCCGUUGUAGGCCUGGCUAUAAAUGUUCCGCUCCUUUACAUGGUAAAGUGCCGCAAGAAGUCAGUGAGAAUAUUCAAAAGCCUGAAUUUGCCUCCCGUGAUAAUCGUUUUACUGGUCGCACUAAACAAUUAGGGUUAAGAGUGAAACCAGAGUUUACCAAGAAGUUAAAAACUAUUGCGGUUGAGGAAGAUUGCUUAUUAAUUGAAGUCCUGGAAAAAGCCUUGGACUCCUUAAAAGAAAGCAACAACACUGUUUUAGAACCUUUUGCUGGUGCUAAUAAUUUAAUUAAAAUGCUCCAAGACGAGGGUUAUAAUUUCGACUUUGCGGCUUAUGAUAUAAAUCCUGGCUCUUCCGAA